This is a messenger RNA of Cladophialophora psammophila CBS 110553, 1512 nucleotides long. Its product is annotated as DNA primase large subunit. Lineage: Eukaryota; Fungi; Ascomycota; Eurotiomycetes; Chaetothyriales; Herpotrichiellaceae. The record is from RefSeq and is a predicted model, not a curated record. Bases 1 to 1512 code for a protein of 503 amino acids. Gene Ontology annotation, biological process: DNA replication, synthesis of primer. The transcript has 2 exons. Gene Ontology annotation, cellular component: alpha DNA polymerase:primase complex.
AUGAUGCGCUCAGAGCCACGAUUCGAUCCAAAGCGGAAACGUAUCGACCAUAAGAAGACCCAGUUUGCGACUGCAUCCUACAAAGAGAUCGACUAUUCCCACCGGCUCUCUUUCUACGAUGUUCCUCCCACGCAGGAAAUCACUCUGGAAGAGUUCGAGACUUGGGCUAUCGACAGGUUGAGAAUCCUUGCCGAGAUCGAAGCUUGCUCGUUCAGAAACAAGUCCCAAGAAGAGACGUCUGCUCAUCUAGAACCUUUGCUCAAGAAAUACCUCCCCCUCUCAUCCAACUCAGCAGCCCGGGGGGGGGUUCUGGACCAAAACUUAAAGAAUCAACGACGCAAAGACCAUUACUCCCACUACAUUCUCAGGCUUGCCUUUUCAAGAACGGAAGACCUCCGCAGACGCUUUGCCAGAGUCGAAACCAUGCUCUUUCGACUUCGUUUCCAGUCAGACGACAGAGAUGAACGUAAGGCCUUUGUCGAUAGUUUAAACAUGCCUUGGGAAAAGGCCCAAGAGGAAGAAAAGAGAGCAUUGGGCGAGCAACUUCUAGCCGCUACACCUGGUCUCCGGCGUCUUGAAGGAGAAGACUUUUUCAAAGUGGAUUGGACCCGUGUGCCAGACCUCGUCGAGCAUCGAACAGUCCUUGUACGGAAAGGCAAAGCAUAUGUGCCCAUGCGCGAACAGGCCAGUAUGGUGCUCACAGAGUUCACAAGUCGCCUAGACAAAGGUCUAGAGCUCACGGCGCGCAAUCUGCCGCGACUCGACGAAGAUGACCGCCUAUCUCCCAUUCUCGACCACCUUUCCAAAAAUUUCGCAACUCCCGACGCCGGUUACUCCGACUCGGACUCUUCUCUCGCCGGCGCUGCCAUCACCGCGGCCAACAUUGACAACCUCUCACAGCAUUUCCCCCUCUGUAUGAAACACCUGCACAACACACUCCGGAAAAACAGCCACCUGAAGCACUAUGGUCGACUGCAGUACACGCUUUUCCUCAAGGGCAUAGGGCUCACUCUGGAAGAUAGCCUCAUCUUCUGGAGGCAGGCGUUUAAACUCAUUACCGAUGACCAAUUCAAUAAGGAGUACCGCUACAAUGUCCGCCACGCAUAUGGCGAUGUAGGCGGUGACGCAAACCGUCGUGGGCGAGGCUAUUCGCCAUACUCAUGCCAGAAGAUCCUCACGGAACAUCCGCCCGGCACGGGUGAAGCCCAUGGUUGUCCCUAUAGACACUUCAGCGUGGACAAUCUCACCGCCAUGCUUCAAGCCACGGGAGUUCAUGAUCGCGACGUUUUGAGAGGUGUCAGGGAAGAUGUCGAGAAGAAAAGAUUUCACAUCGCGUGUAACCGUGUGUUUGAGUGGGCCCACAAGCAAGAAAUUAAGAAAGUAAAAGAGGAAGGUAUAUGGGGCCCCGCCGAGCUGGAGACGAUUGUGCACCCGAAUACUUACUUCAAGAGGAGUUACUUAUUGAAGAACCUGGGGAAUUCAGCAAAGCAGGAUGUCAAGUUGGAGGAUUGA